GCAAAAUUUUUUAUCGCUAACAGGCAGGCUCAUAUUUUGAUAUGUUGUAAACAAAUUUUGGCUUACCUCUUCUAGACUGUACUUCAAAUUGACUAGUAAGCUAUGGAUCCCGCACUGUUGCGAGAACGCGAAGCGUUUAGGAAAAAGGCACUUGCGACACCGAGUAUCGAGAAGAAAAAGAAAGAUGAAUCAUCUUUUAAAGAUGACAGCAAGAAGAAGUCCAAAUCUGUCAGCUCUGUCAAUGCUGCACCUAAACUUGAUGCUGCUAGUUACAAAACCAUGGCGGGCAGUUCCUCCUAUCGAUUCGGAGUUCUUGCCCGCAUCGUCAGACACAUGAGGUCGAGGCAUCAAGAUGGGGACGACCAUCCGCUGAGCCUCGACGACAUCUUGGAUGAAACCAACCAGUUAGAUGUUGGGAGUAAAAUAAAACAGUGGCUGCAGACAGAAGCACUACAGAACAAUCCAAAAAUAGAAUGCUCGCUAGAUGGGAAGUACAUAUUCAAACCUGUAUAUAAAAUCAAGGAUAAGAAAUCAUUACUAAGGUUACUCAAACAGCAGGACUUAAAAGGCCUGGGAGGGAUCUUUCUAGAAGAUGUCCAGGAAUCACUUCCGCACUGCGAGAGAGCUCUUAAGAACCUGGCACAGGAAAUACUUUACAUCACAAGACCGACGGAUAAAAAGAAAAUUUUGUUCUACAAUGACAGAACCGCCACUCUUGAUGUUGACGACGAAUUCGUAAAAUUGUGGCGUGCUACAGCAGUGGACGCGAUGGAUGACGCAAAAAUAGAGGAGUAUUUAGAGAAACAGGGUAUUAAGUCGAUGCAGGACCACGGCCCUAAAAAACCUAUAGCGCCAAAACGGAAGAAGGUCUCCCAGAAACGAAGACAGUUCAAGAAGCCAAGGGACAAUGAGCACUUAAAGGAUGUGCUCGAGACUUAUGAGGAUAACACGUUGACUCAGAAGGGCGUUAGCAUUAAGUGAAAUAAAUUAGCUAAGUUAA
This is a messenger RNA of Pararge aegeria (speckled wood butterfly), 1000 nucleotides long. RefSeq names its product transcription initiation factor IIE subunit beta (gene TfIIEbeta). The transcript is spliced from 6 exons. Gene Ontology annotation, cellular component: transcription factor TFIIE complex. Gene Ontology annotation, biological process: transcription initiation at RNA polymerase II promoter. The record is from RefSeq and is a predicted model, not a curated record. The coding region runs from base 103 to 981 and encodes 292 amino acids. NCBI's taxonomy places the organism in Eukaryota, Metazoa, Arthropoda, Insecta, Lepidoptera, Nymphalidae.